UCUCUUCAUGAUCACUUCAAAAAAUUGUCAUUAUAUAAACAUCUCCAGAAUUCUUGACUGUCUCAACACCAUCAACAACAUAAUCAAGAAAUUAAUAUUCACAAUCAAGCAAUGGUUCGAGAAGUAAUUAGAAAAAAGCUUUACGAUGCAGCAACACUAGGUGAUGCAACAACGUUUCAACAACUACUCCAAGAAGAUCCAUAUCUUCUCGAUGUAGUUUCGUUUCCCGAUUCGAGAAAUCUUCUCCACAUAGCAACAAGAAGCGGACAAGCAUCCAUUGUUGAAGAGAUAUUAAGGAUCAACCAACAUCUAGCCAGGAGUUUGGACUCCCAAAAAUCGUCGCCUCUUCACAUCGCAGCAGCGGAAGGGACAGUCGAAAUCGCCUCAAAAUUGCUAGCAAUAGCCCCUCAGACGUGCUGGCUGCGCGACUGCCACGGCAUGAAUCCAGUUCAUAUUGCCGCCAUGAAUGGGCAUGUUGAGAUCUUGGAAGAGUUCAUUCGACACGACCGUUUGCCUGCAACGGAGAAGGUGGAUCACAGACAGACCGUCUUGCAUUUGUGCGUGAAACAUGGUCAGCUUAGAGUAUUGCAGGUUUUAGUGAACCAUUUUCGUGAGCUUGUCCAUUUGCAGGAUGAUUAUGGAGAGACAGUCUUGCAUUUGGCUGUUAGGUACAAACAAGUUGAGAUCGUGCGGUAUUUGGUAGAAAACACUGGAGUAGAAUAUCAAUGUUCAAGGAAUUCCAAUCGAGAAACAGCUUUGGACAUCUCCCGCCAGAGCCCCCAAGACACAAUUCAAUCUGAGAUAAGAAAAAUCCUCGAACAAAUAACGACAAUAAAAUUUUCAAAUCUCAGUUUGAACAAGGUGUCGAUUGAGUUGGUAUUGAUGGUUGCGGCCCUGAUCGUCGGCAUGACGUUCCAGGCGUCGAUCAACCCUCCCGGAGGCGUGUGGCAGGACGACUCGGCAACACACGAAGCCGGCACACCGAUCAUGGCAUCUACAUAUCCCGAAACGUACAAUGAAUUCGUAGUUGAUAACAUGGUUGCUUUUAUUUUGUCAGUGCUAACAAUCUUAUGGCUCAGUAUACCAUCGCCGGUGCCGGAGCCGAAACUACCUACGUGGAUGGUUAUCUUUACCGGAUAUCAUUUAUCAUUGGCAUUUUUCACCUCAAGUUUUAUAAAGUCCAUAAAGCUGCUAAAUCCUCCAACAAAAGAUCGUUCUCUCAUCACAGCAGCUCUCACUUCCUUCUUCGGCUUUCUUGGACUUAUUCCUUACUUCAGAUACGGUCCACACAUGGUGUCCUACUUUUGCAACUAUGUUAGAGCUUGGCGUCAGAGCUUUGUAAUAACCAACAAUUAAUCAUAUAUAGUUAGUUAUCUAUAGCUAUAUUAAUAAAUCUUGGUUGUUAAUUCACAACCAGUCGAAUUCAUAACCAGAAUUUAAUUCGCAGCCAG
Molecule: messenger RNA, 1451 nt
Organism: Salvia miltiorrhiza (redroot sage)
Lineage: Eukaryota; Viridiplantae; Streptophyta; Magnoliopsida; Lamiales; Lamiaceae
Product: ankyrin repeat-containing protein At5g02620-like
Exons: 2
Coding region: 112-1356 (414 amino acids)
Cellular component (GO): plasma membrane
Molecular function (GO): protein phosphatase 1 binding; protein phosphatase regulator activity
Source: RefSeq, a predicted model, not a curated record